AUGUGGGCCUCAGCUGAUCAAAACCAGCUGAACUACCUGUUGACGCAUCAGUCUCAGCUCCACGCUCACCUCUACAGUGGCCUCGCUGAUGCCAUUGCCAACGGCUUUGACACGAACCUCCACAAGUUGGGUCGCUUGGUCACCCUCCCGUCAUCUUACACCAAUGGGCCAUGGUACAUGCAACAGAUCUGCCAGGAUGCAUUGGCAAUCAGACGCUAUCUCAAGAAGGUCGAUCUGUUCAUCACAAUGACAGUGAAUCCUCAAUGGGAGGAGAUCACACACAAGCUCCUUCCUGGUCAAUCUCCAGCAGACCGUCCUGACUUAAUCACAUGGGUUUUCCAGUUGAAGAAGAAGGUGUUGCUGAAACGUAUAUUCCACGAUGGGAUCCUCUGCGAAACCAUUGGUCAGGUAUGGAUGAUUGAGUUUCAAAAGUGUGGAUUGCCGCAUAUGCAUCUCUUGGUCUUCCUUGCACCGCAUUCCUGGCUUUUGACUCCCGAACACGUUGAU
Messenger RNA from Punctularia strigosozonata HHB-11173 SS5, 507 nucleotides. RefSeq lists its product as uncharacterized. The annotation marks the transcript as partial. NCBI's taxonomy places the organism in Eukaryota, Fungi, Basidiomycota, Agaricomycetes, Corticiales, Punctulariaceae. The transcript has a single exon. The record is from RefSeq and is a predicted model, not a curated record.